GUUUGUGUUUGUGUUUUUUUGGUUUUUAAGGAUGCUGUAAAGAACAAGACCUGCGUACCUUCAGGAAUUUCUAAAUGGACAAUCCAUGGCUUGUGGCCAACUAUUGGUACAGAACAUGCACCUGUGUAUUGUAACAAGUCCUGGCCCUUUGAUGAGGAAAGCAUUGAGGAUUUGAAACAAAAAUUAUUGCUUCAGUGGCCAUCUUAUGAAACUCCUGGUGAUGAUGCGGGAUUCUGGAAACACGAAUGGGAGAAGCAUGGCACGUGUGCAACCAAUCUUCCAUUCUUGAACUCUGAGCACAAAUACUUCCAAGUCUGCCUGUCGUUGAACAUCAUGUACGACAUUUUCGGUGCUCUAAAAAAGGGAGGAAUUGAACCAACAGGUGACAAAACUUACCAGGUGGGAGAUAUUGACGCUGUCCUGUUCGAGUUUUUUCAAGUUCAUCCUACAGUCUACUGCCUGCCUGUCAAGAAUUCUGUGCAGAUGUUAAGCUAUGUGGAGUUGUGUUUGAACAAAUCUCUGACGCCAAUUAAUUGUUUGAACACCACCGCGAACUGUGAUCACGAAAAACCCGUGCAGUACCCACCAAUCAUUCACGCUGGACUGGAAAGCGUGGUUUAGCGUCCAUCGUUAUGAUAAGAUCAGAUUUAGAUGUAGAAGUUAGGAAUUUUUCUCAUUUUUUUUACAGGUAGAGAAAAAUGACUCUUAAAAAAAGUUCACAAAAGAUCAAGUUAGCGAAACGAUUAAAAAAACUAAUGAAAACAGCUUUUAAAAAUUCUAAAUAAUUAGGAGCAGUUUUUUGUCUAGGAGACAUUUGCAAACGUUAGAUAGACAGGUUUGAGGACGAGUUAUUUUUGUAAUAGUCUGGAAAACCUUUCACAAGCCUUACAAACAACGUGACCGUAUCAAAUUAAAAGAUUUCUGCGUCCUUCUUA
Molecule: messenger RNA, 935 nt
Organism: Pocillopora damicornis (cauliflower coral)
Lineage: Eukaryota; Metazoa; Cnidaria; Anthozoa; Scleractinia; Pocilloporidae
Product: ribonuclease T2
Biological process (GO): RNA catabolic process
Cellular component (GO): extracellular region
Molecular function (GO): RNA binding; ribonuclease T2 activity
Source: RefSeq, a predicted model, not a curated record